ACGCGUCUCUGACCGCUCUUGCCCCGGUGAGCGAGAGGUUUCCGCUUGACCUUGUGCUCCCGGGUAGUGCUUCCGGGUCAUGGCGAUGGUGUCCCGCAUGUGCUGCUGAGCGAGAAAUGCAAACAUGGCAUCCAUGGAAGAAAACUUCCCUCGAGGUGGCACCCAGAAAAAACCUUCAGAGGGAAAAGCACCCAGGCGACCAAUAGAGCAGGAUAACUUAUUUGAUACUCAUAAUGAAGAAGGAUCCCAGAAAAGGAAGAGAAUCCAAGAAGAUCAAGGAAAGCGGAAAAAGCUCAAGGCAGAGAAAAAGGAAGUCAUUAAAGCUAAUGCCAAGGAUUUUGAACUUCUCACGGUUGAGGCCCUGAGUGAGGGGAUGCUGCUGCUCGGCUGCGUGAAGGAGUCUAACGACUUUGAGUUAGUGGUCAGUUUGCCUAAUGGACUCACUGGAUUUGUGCAAGUGACGCACAUUUGCGAUGCCUACAGCAAAAUGCUGAAUGCGCAAGUGGCCACGGAAGAGCUCCUGGAGGAUUUGAACUCGCUGUCGGACCUGUACCCCCCUGGAAUGCUGAUCAGAUGCACCGUGACCAGCGUGGGGAAAACCAUGGAUGGACACCAGAGUGUCAAGCUGUCAAUUAACCCCAAAGAUGUCAACAAGGCUCUGAACACUACAGCUCUUAGAUCCGGCAUGUUGCUAUCUGGCUUGGUAUCUAGUGUGGAAGAUCACGGCUACCUCAUAGAUAUUGGAGUCAGUGGUGCUAAAGCAUUUCUGCCUCGUCAGAAGUCCCAGAGUUACAUCAAAUCAGCCAACAAAGGGGCUGAGCUGAAAAUAGGCCAGUAUCUGAACUGUCUCAUUGAAGAAGUGAAAAACAACGGAAGAAUUGUCCGUCUGUCCAUUAGUCAGUCGGAGGUUGCUGCAGCCAUUGCAACAGAGGAACAGAACUGGACGCUCAGUAACUUAUUGCCAGGGCUGGUGGUGAAAGCACAGGUGCAGAAGGUGACCCCAUAUGGCAUCACUCUGAGUUUCCUCUCCUCCUUCACUGGGAUUGUGGACUUCAUGCAUCUGGAUCCGAAGAAAGUGGGGAGUUAUUCACAAAGUCAGACGGUGAAGGCCUGCAUCUUCUCUGUUCAUCCCACCUCCAAAGCAGUCCGGCUCACCCUGCGGCAGGUCUUCCUUCAGCCUGGCAGCAUGCUAGGCCAGCUCGCCAGCAGUCGGAUUGGCAUGGUGGUGGAAGAGGCAGUGGUGAAGAGCUUCCACACAAAGACUGGUGCCAUCUUUGAACUGGACGACGGCACUCUGGCUUUUGCACGUCUGAAGCAUCUUUCAGACACCAAAAAAUCCUUCAAACCUGGGGCAUUUAAGACGGGAAGCAAGCACAGAUGUCGAAUCGUUGACUACAGCCUUAUGGAUGAGCUGGCCCUGUUGUCUCUGAAACAUCGAAUUAUUGCUGCUCCGUUUCUGAGAUACCAAGACAUCUGUCCCGGGCACGUGGUGGAGGGCAAAGUGUUGGCUCUGAAACCCUUGGGGAUGCAGGUGAAGGUGACGGAUCACAUCAGGGGGCUGGUGCCUCGCCUACACCUGGCGGACGUGCUCCUGAAACAGCCCGAGAAGAAGUACAGCGUGGGCGGCGAAGUCAAGUGCCGGGUGUUAAUAUCCAAUCCUGAAAAAAAGAAGCUGAUCCUAACUCUGAAGAAAACUCUGGUCAUGUCGAAAUUUCCAGUCCUCACUAGUUACGAGGCUGCAAAGCCCGGCCUGAUCGCUCAUGGCUUCAUUGUGUGCGCGAGGGAGUUUGGCUGCAUUGUGAAGUUCUACAAUGACGUUAAAGGUCUGGUUCCCAAGAAUGAGCUGAGCUCAGAGCCCAUAUCUUCCCCAGAGAAAGUCUUCUACAAAGGCCAGGUUGUCAAAGUCAUAGUCUUAAAAUGUGAGCCUGAGCAGGAGAAGCUGCUGCUGUCAUUCAAGUUGAUGAGCAGACCUGUCUCUGAGGAUGGAGGAGAACAAAUUCCAAAGAAGAAUCGGGAAGUAACUUACGAAACUGGGCAGAUGGUUGAUGUGAAGGUCCUGAAGAAGAAAGAUAAUGGCCUGGAGGUUUCCAUCUUGUCGGACAAUGUUUCUGCCCACCUUCCCAUGAUGCAUCUGUCUGACCAUGUGGUUAACUGUAAACUCCUGUACCAUUGGCUCCAAGAGGGUGACAUCCUCCACAGGGUUAUGUGCCUAAGUGACAAGGGAGGACACAUUACCCUGUGCAGAAAGCCUGCAGUGAUCUCUGCUGUACAGGAGGAGCAAGUGGUGAGGAGCUUCUCUGAAAUCCAACCUGGGAUGCAGCUGGCUGGUUACGUGAGGAACAUUAUGUCCUAUGGAGUGUUUGUGGAGUUCCCAUUUGGUCUAGCUGGACUGGCCCCCAAAGCGGCCAUGAGUGACAAGUUUGUGACAGACACCAAAGACCAUUUUGUGGUGGGACAGACGGUGGUUGCCAAUGUGACGAGCAUGGACGAGGAGAAGCAGCGUAUCCUCUUGUGUCUGAAGCUGUCUGAGGUCGGCUCGGAAGACCCCGUCGCUGAGAGCUUCUCCUUACUGAGCCAGUGCUUUGAGGAGCUGAAGGAGGUCAGGGGCAUUCUGAGCAGAAGAAAUCAUUCCAAGGUGGCCCAAAACCUCUGUGGAUUGAUACCUGGGCAGAAACUUGAGCUGGUUGUUCAGGAAGUGCAGGGGGAUGGCUCAGCAUUCUUCAACGGCAGCUGUGUUGCUGGGCUGACCGUAACAGCCACUCGCUAUCAUGUUGGAGACAAGAGCUUGGUUGCUGGUCAAAAAGCAAGAGUCUUGGUUCUUCAUGUUGAUGCCCUCAAAUCAGCGGUUCACGUCUCCCUUCGAGAAGAGCUGUUGCACACAAAAGCCAAAGGGCUAAUGGAAAACUCCCAGCAGCCUGCUGUCGUGCAGCAUGUAGCAGAAGAGUUUGCCAUUGCCUCGUUGGUGGAGACAGGUCAGCUGACUGCCAUUCCUGUGGCCUCUCACUUCAAUGACACGUUCCGUUUUGACUCUGAGAAGCUGAAGGUGGGACAGGUUGUCUCUGUAACCUUAAAAACCGUGCUGACAGGUGACCAUGGCAUCCUGUUAGCAGUGCAAGGCCCAGCAAAGAAAAGGGCUUUUAUAAGGUCCCGGAAAGAGUCAGAGACCGUAGAGGAAGGCUUGGCUGCAGUGAAACACUCCCUGUGCUUAGGAGAUGUGGUCAAGGGAACUGUGAAGUCCGUCAGACCUACCUACGUGACAGUUGCCAUUGAUGACAAGCUAACGGGCUCCAUCCACACGUCCCAGAUCCUGGAUGAAGUCCCCAUAGGCACCUUUCCAACAUCCAGGCUGAAAGCUGGGCAGAAGGUGACAGCCCGGGUCAUUGGAGGCAGAGAUGUGAAGACUCACAGGUAUUUGCCCAUCACCCAUCCACACUUCACUCAGUCCAUUCCAGAGCUCAGCAUUCGACCCAGUGAUCUGAAGGGGGAUGGUGGCACAGCUCUGAGCCCCGAAGGAGACAAUCCCAGUGAACGGCUCAGGCCCUACAAAGCUGGGCAGACGGUGACCUGCUUUGUGAAGAAGUACAACACCACCAAGACUUGGCUGGAGGUGGAGAUCACCCCUGAGAUUCGAGGAAGAGUUCCCCAGCUUCUGCUUUCCCUUAACCCGAAGGUCUUAAAGCAUCCAGAAAAGAGCUUCAAGAAUGGCCAAGCUUUGUCUGCAACAGUGACUGGCACAGAUGCCUCUGAGACCAACCUCUGCCUGUCACUUACAGGAGUCCACUCGCUGGCGGAAGGAACCAUCACCCUGGGCACCAUAACAAAGGUGACUCCACACGUCUGCCUCACCAUUGCACUUCCCUUCGGAAAGACCGGCAAAGCCAGUAUCUUUCACCUGAGUGAUUCAUACGCUGAGCAGCCGCUAGAGAACUUCAGCAUCGGGAAGCUUGUCAGGUGUUGUGUCCUAUCCAAUGAAGACAACAAAAUAGAAAUAUCUCUCCGGCAAUCCAGGACAAAUCCAAAGAGCAAAAACAAAGUGGAAGAUCCUGAAAUUACAUGUGUUGAGGAUGUUCGGGAAGGCCAGCUGGUCAGAGGCUAUGUCAGAUCUGUCAAGCAGUCAGGCGUGUUUUGUGGUUUGUCUAGCUCAGUUGUGGGCCGAGUCCAAUUCCACAAAGUCGUCCCCUUCUUCAUACCGAAACAAUCUUUGUAUGAGCAGUACGUGCCGGAGGGGAAGUUCCUCACUGCCAAGGUCCUCAGUGUAAAUAAUAGAGAGAGCCAUGUUGAGCUCUCUCUCCUCCCUGAGGACACUGGGAAGCCAAGCAUCCUGCCUGAGUCACUGGGCCUGCCACGCUGUGACACAGAUGAGGGGAAGGGCAAGGAGAAGAGAGAGGAGUUCAAGAAGCUGAGGUCAAAACAGAAAAGAAGAGUCUCGGAAGGCGAACAGGAGGUGAAGCCAGGGAAAAAGCGAGGUCGCCUGACGGACGGGGAUGACAGCGGCGUUGAGGUCUAUUGCCGGGAGGAGGAGGAGGAAGAUGAGGAGGAGAAUAAAAGGAAAUCCAAGCAGGAGACAAAACGUGCAGAGGCUCCAAGGCUGCAGGUUUCUAGUGGCUUCACUUGGGACGAGGGUUUAAAUGCCCUGGAGGUGCCAGUAUUUAAUCGGAAAGAGGAGAGCUCAGACAGCGAGGAAGAGGAUGACACACAGUCCAUGAGGAAGAAGCAGACGAAGAAGGAGCAGGAGGAGAAGCAGAGGGUGGAGAAGGAGCUCUCCAAGAUCGAAGCCGCCCUGAUGGACCCCAAUCGGCAGCCCCAGACGGCGGACGACUUUGACCGCUUGGUGCUGAGCAAUCCCAGCAGCUCCAUCCUGUGGCUGCAGUACAUGGCCUUCCACCUCCAAGCCACAGAGAUGGAGAAGGCCAGGGCGGUGGCGGAAAGGGCCCUCAAAACCAUCUCCUUCAGGGAGGAGCAGGAGAAGCUGAACGUGUGGGUAGCUCUGCUGAACCUAGAGAACAUGUAUGGCACGGAAGAGACACUGAUGAAGGUCUUUGAGAGGGCUGUUCAAUACAAUGAGCCCCUGAAGGUCUUCCAGCACCUGGCUGACAUCUAUGCCAGCUCUGAGAAAUACCAGCAAGCUGAUGACCUGUACAACACGAUACUGAAGCGUUUCCGCCAGGAGAAAUCAGUGUGGUUGAAAUACGCCACCUUCCUCCUGAAACGGGGCCAGGUGGAGGCCACGCACAGGCUUCUGGAACGCGCCCUGAAGGGCCUGCCAGAUAAAGAACAUGUGGAUGUGAUUUCCAAGUUUGCUCAGCUGGAGUUCCACUUUGGGGACCCUGAACAUGCCAAGGCCAUUUUUGAGAGCACGCUCAGCAGCUACCCAAAACGCACGGACAUCUGGUCCAUCUACAUAGACAUGAUGAUCAAACACGGCAGCCAGAAGGAAGUAAGGGAUAUUUUCGAGCGGGUCAUUCACCUGAGCCUGGCAGCAAAGAGGAUGAAGUUUUUCUUCAAGCGCUACCUGGAUUAUGAGAAGAAAUACGGCACGUCGGAAACCAUCCAGGCUGUGAAAGUAGCCGCACUGGAGUACGUCGAGUCCAAGAGCUCUCUUGCCGAGAGCUAACUCUCGGAGCAGAGAGACUCAAAUCCUGUUGCAGACUCUGUGUAUCUGGUGCUGGAGGUGGAGAUCCGCAGUAAUGGGCUGCCUGUGUCCAUAACUAGCGCGUUUCCUGAGAGUACCCAGCCGCCAGCUGAAUUGUCCAGGACCAAACUAAGGUGGAAAGAACAAAGUCUAGGAAGUAAACAUUUACAGGAGCUUUCCAUCUUGCCCCACGAUACAACAGACUUUUAACGUGUGGAUGAUUUUGGAUCUAGUUAUUUAAAUGCUGAUUGUUUUAUAAAUGGUAGAAACCGCUACCCUUUGUAUGGCUUUCCUGUCGAAAUGGGGCAGUUAGUGACUCUCCAUCAUUAAAUACAAUGAUUUGGCAUAA
This is a messenger RNA of Caretta caretta (loggerhead turtle), 5981 nucleotides long. RefSeq names its product programmed cell death 11 (gene PDCD11). Gene Ontology annotation, cellular component: small-subunit processome; nucleolus. NCBI's taxonomy places the organism in Eukaryota, Metazoa, Chordata, Testudines, Cheloniidae. Gene Ontology annotation, biological process: rRNA processing. The record is from RefSeq and is a predicted model, not a curated record. Gene Ontology annotation, molecular function: RNA binding; protein binding.